AUGGUAAACUUACACCAGCUCGCCUGCGCCCUAAUUGUUUUUUCAUUAAUCGUACCUGAGGCAGGCUUAGUCCCCUUUUCUUGUGCAUCUUCGAUUCCUUCAUCGCCACCAACCGCUCUACUACUCGAAGCUGUCACGGUCCUGGACAAGUUGGGACGUCGCCUUGCGGAACUGGAGGCUGAAGUGGCGUUUUUCGGCAUAUGCUUACGGAAGAGGUACGUUGACCCGGAACUUUUCAAGCAUUUGUCAGCAUCGGCGAGUUCUUGGUCCAACAAGAAGAUAUUGAGGACCUACAGGGACGGUGCAAGUCAGAGAAUCCAGGACGUCCGCAACGCAAGCGAUAGACUGUGGUUUUUGCUGCUGGGAAAGGACUUCAGGCAACAUCGGGACUUCCAGAACUGGAACGACAUCAAAAGGGCCCACUUCAACCGGACUUGGUGCGUAAAGCGGAAGCAUGUUUUGGACAGUGUUAAGAGAUUAAGCGCGUGCGGGAGAAUGGAUGGAAGACUAGUGGAUAGAAAUCUUGUUAGACAGAUGUGUCAGGGAGUUUCCCAUGAAAACAGCUAUCUUGAUGUGCCCCAUGCGUCCAUUGUAAACCCAUGUAGAGAAGCGGUAUCCCGGAAGACUGAGGAAUUUUUAAGUAGAGGGCCAAAGUUUUGUUUAAAUGUAAAACCGUCGAGAUUGGACGUGUUCUCGUCAAUACAGACAGUCGCAAAAGUUGUCACUCAGGAUGAGAAAGCAGCUUUUGUUGAUCAAGCAAUUGGCCGAAUGGAAAAUGUGAUGGGCAGAGAUUACCCGACGGAAAGAAGGAACUUCAGUGAGGUAAAAGCGGUAAAAAACGAGCUAGAUUGUAAAUCGCUAGAGAUGUUGCAGACGGACAAAACUGGGAAGUUUGCAGUCUUACCCAAGCCGGUUUUCCGGAAGAAGGCAAAGGAGGCGUUGGAUUCCCUGUUUGUGGAAUGGACCGGGAAUAUUGGAAAGUUGAGAAAAGAGAUUUGUGGGGUUCUUAGGGAAGAGGAAUUUGAAGGGACGGCGAAAGGGAUAUUGAGCUCAAGACACUCAACAUUGAGCCUGAGGUUUUUUCUAAAAGACCAUAAACCUGAGCUUCCUUUCCGCACAGUGAUAAAUGAGAACGGGACUUGGCAGAAGGUGGUGUCUAAAUUCCUGCAACAAGGAUUAGAGUAUGUAAGGCUUGAAGAUUCGCUCUCGCUGAGAAACUCAAACGAAUUAAUUGACAUCCUGGAGGUCCAUCAUGGCAGAAAGUGUUCGAUAUUUUCUAUGGACAUAAAAGACCUUUAUUAUUCGUUGGAGAAGAGCAGACUGUUGAAGCGUGUAAAAGAGGCCCUGGAGCGUAAUCUCGUAAAAUUUCAGUCAGGUUCGGGCAUUUCGGUAGACUGUUUCCUGACGGUGUUGGAUUUGUAUCUUCGUUCAACGGUGGUAGAAUACGAUGGGAAAAAAUUUGUGCAGAAAGAUGGAGUGUGCAUAGGCUCAUCGGUAGCACCAGCUUUGGCGGAGAUAUAUUUGAACUCACUUGACUCUGCAGUUGUAGAAGGACUAGGAAAAAUGCCGUCGGGUAGCUGUAUAGUCAGGAGAUAUGUCGACGACAUUGUGGUAUGCACCUUUCAGAGUGGAAUUGCGGAGAAGCUAGAGUCACUAAUAGUGUCAUCAGCUCCUGAACUGAAGUUCACAGUGGAAAAACAAACGAAUAAUAGGUUACAGUUUUUGGAUCUAAAACUUCAUGUGGGUGAAACCCUAUGCUGGGAGUAUGGAAAAGAUGCUCCGAAACCAGUACUCCCGAAGAAGAGCUGCCACUCGAAGACGGUAAAGGCGAGUGUCGUUAGAUCGCUGUUCACCAAUGCUUUGAACAGGUCAUGUGUUCAUUUCGUGGCUAGUGCAGUGAGGGGGCAGUGGCAACGAUUGAUGAACGCAGGCUACGAGGAAGAUUUCAUCGCGAGGCAAAUGACAUUAAUGAACCGGGAAAAGGAAAAGGCGGAGGAAAAAUCGAGAAACAGGAUAGCAGUGAUGCCGUAUUUUCACACCGUGUCACACAAUAUAAAAGCGUGUGCAAAAAAAUUUGGCGUUAAUGUAGUUUUCAGCUCGGACUUUAAGUUGGGCAACCUCACUCCGUUCCAAAGAGAGAAAAAAGGGUGCCAAAAGGGCCACAGGGAAAAGUCUGUGCCUUGUGAAGCUGGCGUUGUUUACGACAUACCGAUGACGUGCGGUUUUAAGUAUAUAGGGCAGACCUCAAGAUGCUUGAACGAUCGUCUGACAGAGCACAAGAGAAACGUAAAGAUAAAAUCGACUAAUUCCGAAAUUGCGACACAUGUACAAGAAUGCAGAAACUGCUCAGCCGAGUGGUCCGGUACAACGGUAGUAUGCAAAGAGAUAAAUGACGUUAAAAGGGUUGUAAAAGAGACAGUAAAAAUUAGGUCGAUCGGCAAUUGCAUAAGCCAGGCGUCUAUGCUUCUUAGUGAUAGGGCGAAAGCUUUUCUGCGAGUAUGAAUUGAACAGGUU
Molecule: messenger RNA, 2514 nt
Organism: Ixodes scapularis (black-legged tick)
Lineage: Eukaryota; Metazoa; Arthropoda; Arachnida; Ixodida; Ixodidae
Exons: 1
Coding region: 1-2502 (833 amino acids)
Source: RefSeq, a predicted model, not a curated record